Molecule: messenger RNA, 1696 nt
Organism: Centrocercus urophasianus (Greater sage-grouse)
Lineage: Eukaryota; Metazoa; Chordata; Aves; Galliformes; Phasianidae
Gene: PARVA
Product: parvin alpha
Exons: 13
Coding region: 65-1183 (372 amino acids)
Biological process (GO): cilium assembly; substrate adhesion-dependent cell spreading; actin cytoskeleton organization
Cellular component (GO): cytoplasm; focal adhesion; actin cytoskeleton
Molecular function (GO): actin binding
Source: RefSeq, a predicted model, not a curated record
GGCCUCCCACGGCUCCGGGGCCUCGCAGCCGCCUCCUCCAUCCCCGAACGCCGGCCCGGCCGCCAUGGCAUCGUCCCCCCAGAAGUCCCCUUCUUCCCCCAAAUCUCCCACCCCGAAAUCGCCCCCGUCCAGAAAAAAGGAUGACUCCUUCCUGGGCAAGCUCGGCGGCACGCUGGCGAGGAGGAAAAAAGCCAAAGAAGUAUCUGAACUACAGGAAGAAGGAAUGAAUGCUAUUAACUUGCCUCUCAGUCCGAUUCCAUUCGAACUAGACCCUGAGGACACUAUGCUAGAGGAAAAUGAGGUCCGAACAAUGGUCGAUCCAAAUUCAAGAAAUGACCCAAAAUUACAGGAACUAAUGAAGGUAUUAAUAGACUGGAUUAAUGAUGUGUUGGUAGGAGAGAGGAUUAUUGUGAAAGACUUGGCUGAAGACCUGUACGAUGGACAAGUACUGCAGAAAUUAUUUGAGAAGCUUGAGAGUGAGAAGCUGAAUGUUGCUGAAGUUACUCAGUCUGAAAUUGCUCAGAAACAGAAGCUACAGACAGUCCUUGAGAAGAUCAAUGAAACGCUUAAGCUCCCGCCAAGAAGCAUUAAGUGGAAUGUUGACUCUGUUCAUGCUAAAAGUCUGGUAGCAAUACUUCAUCUUCUGGUUGCGUUAUCGCAGUACUUUCGAGCACCAAUCAGACUUCCAGAUCAUGUGUCCAUUCAGGUUGUUGUUGUGCAGAAACGAGAAGGAAUCCUCCAGUCUCGACAAGUCCAAGAGGAAAUAACUGGUAACACCGAGGCAUUUUCAGGAAGACAUGAAAGAGAUGCAUUUGACACGCUAUUUGACCAUGCUCCAGACAAGCUCAGCGUAGUAAAGAAGACUCUCAUCACAUUUGUGAACAAGCAUCUCAACAAAUUGAAUUUGGAGGUCACUGAACUGGAGACCCAGUUUGCAGAUGGUGUGUACUUAGUGCUGCUAAUGGGUCUCCUAGAAGGCUAUUUUGUUCCUCUCCACAGCUUUUUCUUGACUCCUGAUAGUUUUGAACAAAAGGUCCUCAAUGUGUCCUUUGCAUUUGAGCUAAUGCAAGAUGGUGGAUUGGAAAAACCAAAGCCUAGACCAGAAGAUAUUGUAAAUUGUGACUUGAAAUCUACACUGAGAGUACUGUAUAACUUGUUUACCAAAUACAGGAAUGUGGAGUGAAGAAUUCAUUUGGAACAUAAAGAAGUUUUAACAAAGAAAAUGUCAUAACUAGCAUAUUUUUCACCAAUAUUCCUCUGCAUCGUUAUCCUAGAAGGAACUAAACCAUUCAUCUGAAGAAUCUUUAAUUGACUACUCUUGCACAACUUUUUCCACAGUGGGUUUAAAGCUAAGACUACGUAAAACUAAUACAAAUUAUGGAAAAAAUUUGGAGGAAGGUAUUUGGAUAUCUUCUGGGAGAAUCUGUGUUUCAGUAAUAACUCCAUCUCUACAGUUUUGUAGUAGGUGGAGCAGCAAUGGAAAAAAAAAAAGAUUUAUUAACUUUAAUUCAGAUCAGCUGUCGAAGCCAAAUAUAGGAAGUUUCUAUACUAAGCAUCUACUUCAGUGUUUAUGAAACAUGUCUUUUCCAAUCUGGGGGGAGGAAGAAUACUUUUCUGUCCAUGAUAAAAUGAUUGCAUUGAAAUUCUAAAAAAUGUGCAUAUGGAGAAACAGUAAAAUUCUCUUCUUCACAUGAAA